Molecule: messenger RNA, 1386 nt
Organism: Alligator sinensis (Chinese alligator)
Lineage: Eukaryota; Metazoa; Chordata; Crocodylia; Alligatoridae
Gene: SCN1B
Product: sodium voltage-gated channel beta subunit 1
Exons: 6
Coding region: 1-678 (225 amino acids)
Biological process (GO): sodium ion transport; cardiac muscle cell action potential involved in contraction; regulation of heart rate by cardiac conduction
Cellular component (GO): voltage-gated sodium channel complex
Molecular function (GO): sodium channel regulator activity
Source: RefSeq, a predicted model, not a curated record
AUGCACACGCAUUGGUGGCAGAUCCCAGGGUGGGAGGCUGAUGAGCCCUGUGUACCUGCAGUGGCAUCAUGCUGGGCGGGCUGUGUGGAGGUAGACUCAGAAACCGAGGCCGUGACCGGGAAGACCUUCAAGAUCCAAUGCAUUUCGUGCAAGAAGCGCAGUGAGACCACGGCCGAGGCUUACACUGAGUGGUACUUCAAGCAAAAGGGUGCUGACUCUUUCGACAAAAUCCUGCGCUUUGAACCUGACACGGACCUGUUGGUGCUGGAUGACCGUUUUGUGAACCUGGUGGUGUGGAAUGGCAGCAAGAGCACGCGGGACCUGCAGGACCUGUCCAUUUUCCUGCUCAAUGUCACCUAUGACCAUGCCGGCGAGUACCUGUGCCGUGUGGACCGCAACCUCACCUUUGACGGCUACGUCUUCAACACCGUCAUCAACAAGACCAUCCACGUCACCGUGGUAGAUAAGGCCAACCGGGACAUCGCCUCCAUCAUCUCGGAGAUCAUGAUGUACGUGCUUAUCGUGGUGCUGACCAUCUGGCUGGUGGCCGAGAUGGUGUACUGCUACAAGAAGAUCGCGGCCGCCACUGAGGCCGCUGCACAGGAGAAUGCAUCUGAGUACCUGGCCAUCACCUCGGAGAGCAAGGAGAACUGCACUGGCGUGCAGGUGGCCGAGUAGUCGUGGGCACCACCAAGCACGAGGCCCUGGCUGAGCAGGCCUGUGGCCGCAACCAACAGCGGACGAACGCCCCCGCAGCGCUGAGCCGCCCGGAGCCCAGGCCAGGCUGAUGCCGGCCCCCUGCAUGCCUGGGCCCGCUCCUAGCAAAGCAUGCUGCUGUGAAUCGCUGCGCUCUCCCUGGCCGGUGGGCGCCGCGUGGCAGGGCCGGCCCCGCGCCCGUCCCCCGCCCCCGGCUGGGCCCUCGCACGCUCGCUUCGUUUGCACAUUUCCACGCGCUUCGGGUCGCUGUGCCGACCGCACCGCCAGCACUUUUUGGGUCUGAGGAGGGGAGGCCGCCGGCCAGCUGUGGGCCCUGGCCCGUUUCCCCUGUCCUUUCCUGCCCCGCACACACCAGCGCUCUCAGACCGGGGCAACAGGGUGGGUCCAGAGGUGGUCCUUGCAGCUGGGGCUUCCCUCAGCCUUGCUGGGCCUCCCUGAGCUGGGCAGAACAGCCCCAGCCCCUGGCCUGGGCCGCAGAGGGGUGGGGGACAGGCUCCUGGGCCGCAGAGCCCCACGCACCAGCUGCCCCCAUGCCUGGCUUGGCCCCCACCCCGGCCCGGCUCCUCAGGGAACGUGGCCCCGGCCCGGCCCAUCCUCAGACCCACGGGCGGUCGGGCACCCGGCGCUGUACAGUAGGGAUUGUUCAUGCAAUAAAGAGACUGGAUUUCA